Messenger RNA from Girardinichthys multiradiatus, 1128 nucleotides. RefSeq lists its product as uncharacterized. The transcript has 8 exons. Lineage: Eukaryota; Metazoa; Chordata; Actinopteri; Cyprinodontiformes; Goodeidae. The record is from RefSeq and is a predicted model, not a curated record. The coding region runs from base 31 to 1128 and encodes 365 amino acids.
GCAUCGCUAAGAAAGUUGACACUCCUGGAUAUGGCAGCUCUGAAUGGAGUUACCUUCCUGAUAUGGGCUGUCAGCAGUGCCCUGGUCCGAGCAGCAGAAUCAGACCCAAAGUGUUCUUACAGAGUUGAAACGGUCCAGUUUGGUCUCCUGAUGAAGAUAACAUAUUUUACUCCUCAUAACUACACCAUAGACGUUGCUGAGAAGGAAGGUCGAUUUAAAAGGAGAUCCACUGUUUCUUUCUCCAAUGAAAACUCAACUCAUGAAAUCAAACCUCUGAAGCCGUGCACCGAAUAUGAGCUAAUCGUCACUCUGAUUCCCACUAAUGGUACAGAAAUAACCUGUAAAAAAACUGAUAAUAAAACAACAAUAACAACAACUGGAAUGAGUGAACAAGACAUUAAAAAAGCCUCCUGUCCUUCUGGAUAUUUGUGCUACCAAAGUGGUUGGAACAUCAGCUCUUUAGUAUCAAAACACAACAAGGUUUCAGCUGCAGAGUUCAUCAAUGGAUCGUAUCGUUUCAAACCUGCUUAUGAGGACAUUUGCACUGAUUUUGUUUUGAAGUUCCCUGAUAAAAACUGCAACAUUUCCUUGAACUCCUCUGAAUAUGUUCCUGUUGAUUUCAUUGAUCCAAAUGACAUAAAUCAGACUGCACCCACUGAACUUCCUGCAAAGAUAGAAACAAAGUUUCCUUCAAACUGUAAAAAUCUCAGUGUUGAGUACAAAUGUUCAGGAAAGGACAAUAACUCUGUUGAACCUUCUGACAUGAAGCCGUUCACAGACUACAGCUGUACUGGUCACAUCAAGAACAACGGUGUCUUCAUAAAUAAGACCACUCCACCUGUCCAGUUCAACAUUAACUGUGAUUAUGCUACAGAUGAAGGAAGGAUGAUGAAUCUUCUUGAUGGAGGAAGGUGUGAAAUAAAAAACCUUAAACCAUACGAGGAUUACAUCUGUGAAGUCCGUCCCAUCUAUGGUGAUCGACGUGAUUUCAAAGGGGAAACAUUUAAAGAGAAGACCCAGCCUGGAAACAACUACAAGCUCCGAUUUGGCCUCUUGAUCUUCUAUAUCAUCAUCAUAGCAGCAGCACACUGUGUGGCAUUCUUCAUCAGGAGGACAUCCAGAAUGUAA